Messenger RNA from Pediculus humanus corporis (human body louse), 873 nucleotides. Its product is annotated as elongation of very long chain fatty acids protein, putative. The record is from RefSeq and is a predicted model, not a curated record. The coding region runs from base 1 to 873 and encodes 290 amino acids. Gene Ontology annotation, biological process: fatty acid elongation, polyunsaturated fatty acid; fatty acid elongation, saturated fatty acid; sphingolipid biosynthetic process. Gene Ontology annotation, cellular component: endoplasmic reticulum membrane. The transcript is spliced from 6 exons. Gene Ontology annotation, molecular function: fatty acid elongase activity. Lineage: Eukaryota; Metazoa; Arthropoda; Insecta; Psocodea; Pediculidae.
AUGGCUGCCGUAUUAAAAACAAUGUAUAAUUUAUAUUAUACUCUUUUUUACGAAGUUAGCGACCCUAGAACAAGCAAUUGGAUAUUGGUUGGUUCUCCAUUACCCGUAAUAGCACUCAUAAGUUUUUAUGUUUAUUUUGUUCAGAAAAUUGGUAUAGAAUAUAUGAAAGAUAAAAAACCAUAUAACGUUGAUAGAGUUAUACAAGUUUAUAAUGCCGUACAAGUUAUUUUAUGUUUUUGGUUUUCCGUUGAAGCAUUCAUUAAUUGUUACGGUCCUACUGGACUUUACAGCUGGAAAUGUGAGCCCGUUGAUUAUUCCUAUUCUCCAAAUGCAAUGAAAGUAGCCAGAUUUGUUUAUGGAUAUUAUUUAAUUAAAAUUGUCGACUUAUUAGACACGGUUUUUUUUGUUUUGAGAAAAAAAAAUUCACAAAUAACUUUUCUACACAUAUAUCAUCAUGCUGGUAUGGUUCUUCUCGGUUAUGUUGGAACAAAAUUUUUACCAGGAGGGCAUGGAGUUUUCUUGGGAAUGAUUAACUGUAUCGUACAUUCAGUUAUGUACAGUUAUUAUUUUAUAACAAAUUACAAUCCGGAAUACAAAAAGAAAAUUUGGUGGAAGAAACACAUAACACAAAUGCAAAUAUUGCAAUUUAUGGCAAUUAUUUUUCAUUUUACAAAAAUAUUAUUUCAAGAAAAUUGUAAUUAUCCUAAAUGGGCUGUUUGUUUAUUCCUUCCACAAAAUUUCUUUAUGCUUCUUCUUUUUUUGGAUUUUUACAAAAAGGCAUAUCUAUCACCGAAAAAACCAAUAACACCAUCUUCUAAAGUCGAAGAAGAAUCAAGUUCUUUUCAAAUAGCAGAUAAAGAAAAAGCUUUUUAG